This is a messenger RNA of Perkinsus marinus ATCC 50983, 2178 nucleotides long. Its product is annotated as Alpha-1,3-mannosyltransferase ALG2, putative. The transcript is spliced from 22 exons. Lineage: Eukaryota; Perkinsozoa; Perkinsida; Perkinsidae. The record is from RefSeq and is a predicted model, not a curated record. The coding region runs from base 1 to 2178 and encodes 725 amino acids. Gene Ontology annotation, molecular function: alpha-1,3-mannosyltransferase activity; GDP-Man:Man(1)GlcNAc(2)-PP-Dol alpha-1,3-mannosyltransferase activity.
AUGCGUUACAUGAAGGGUCUAGGGCCUGCAUGGGGACAUGUAUUCUUCCACCUAGACUUGGGCAUCGGUGGGGCUGAGAACCUUGUAGUGUCAGCAGCAGAGGGCCUACAACGGUUAGGGCAUAAGGUGGAGUUUUAUACCUCCCAUCACGACCCACAACACUGUUUUCAAUCGACUAGGGAUGGGACGCUCAAAGUGACUGUCGCCGGAGACUGGCUGCCUCGCACCAUAUUUGGCCACUUCACUGUGGUGUGUGCUAUCCUCCGCAUGGUCUACCUCUGUCUGUACGCAUUCAUAUCUGGAGCCCGAUUCGAUGUAGCUAUUAAUGACCAGGUUUCCUUUAUAAACCCUCUACUGCGCCUUAUCGCGCCACGGGUCAUCUUCUAUUGCCAUUUCCCUGACCAGCUAUUGUGUGCUGAUCGGACCCUCGCCUUGAAGCGGCUCUAUAGGUAUCCAGUGGACCGUAUGGAGGAGUUAACCACAGGACUAGCGGACUGUAUUGCCGUUAAUAGUCAAUUUACUAAGGAGACUACUAGGAGGACCUUCCCAUCACUGAAGGGCAAGGAGCUCCGGGUGGUGUACCCUCCUGUGGACCUUACUGCUACUGAUGCCUUCCUCGCCAAUGGACCACGCAUCCCACCUAAGGACGAGCUGGAUCCAAGCAUCGCGGCAGAGCUGGUCAAGAGCGGCUUCUAUGUGUCUCUGAAUAGAUAUGAGCGUAAGAAGAAUAUUGCCUUGGCUAUUGUGGCUUAUAAGCUCUUUCUUGAGUCCUCUGAUGCAUCUGCUGUUGACAUCGAUUCACUUCCCCGUCUAGUAGUAGCUGGUGGUUACGACUCCCGGGUUCGAGAAAAUGUCGAACACUAUAGUGAACUGAAGGUGAUACCAUCUGAAAGUGUUGCUCUCUUUGACGGGGAAGUCAUCUUCCUACGUUCAGUCUCGGACGGUGUGAGGCUGUGGCUUCUGCGGAAUGCCUUGGCCACUUUGUACACUCCCAGUAGGGAACACUUCGGUAUAGUUCCAUGUGAAAGCAUGGCAUUAGGCACCCCUGUCAUCGCUCCUCGUAGUGGUGGACCUCUGGAGAGUAUCUGUGAUGGCAAGACUGGACGACUCUGCCGUGAAGGCCCGUCCGAGCCGUAUGAAUUCUGCAGAGCUAUGAAAGAGUUCCAACAUAAGGAUGCCAACAGAGGGAAGGUCUGUGAGGACUGGGUACGGCAGAAGUUCGGUCUAGAGCAUUUCGCUGGAGAGCUGGAUAAGGUGAAUCAGUCUUUGGGGAUGGUCCGGGGUUGUCCUGCUGCUACUGAAGAUACUACCAAUGCUUGUGACGGGAAACCUCCCGCCAUAGUAUCGGACCAGAAGGUCUUAUUGGCCAGGCAGUUCGUUGACGUGACAAGGCUUAGGAUGGAGGGUCUACUGGGAGCGUUCAUGAAGCUGGUAGAAAAUCAGAAGUCCGAUCACACCUACAUCGAGACGGAGAAUAUUCGUUAUGUUUAUCAACCCAUAGAGCAGCUCUACUUGGUCCUUUUGACGAGCAGGGAGUCUAAUAUUCUCGAGGACCUUGGCACGCUGAAGCUACUCACGACGGUUGUCCCCGAGGUUGUUAGGAAUACUAUUUGUGAGGAAACGGUGUUGGACAACGCGUUUGAUUUGGUGUUUGCCUUUGACGAGAUCAUUACGUUUGGGUAUCGAGAGGCUGUUACUCUAUCUCAAAUAAAGACCUAUACCGAGAUGGACUCCCAUGAGGAGAGAUUGGCUCAGAUGAUUGAACAGAGCAAAAUGAAUGAGGCCAAGGAGGUGGCUAAGAAGAAGCAAUUGGAGUUGGCUAGACUACGGGCCCAACAGGCUAAAGAGGAAAGGCUACGGGCCCGUAUGAUGCCCUCUGGGGCUGAUGAUUCCCCGACGGGCUUUGGGAGUGACAACGUCUUGGGUCGUUACGAGGGGGAGGAGGAGAGGGGUCCUAUAGGGGGCAGUGGUGGCUUCACCAGUGCUGCUGUGGACAUCCAACCAUCUGGAGCUGAUGACCGAUAUGAUGGAUCCUUCCCGAUGGCUGGUGGACCUAAGAAGGGGUUGGUCCUUGGGCGCAAGAGGGGCCAACAGGGAGGAGGACCUAAUGCUAUCGCCCCUACCCUUGGUGAGAUGAUGGCGAUGACUGCCCGGCCUGGGGAGCAAGGGCUAGAGUGA